CAGCUCUCCAACACAACUUUGCCUUUUCUCGCUCACUAACGAUUAUCCCUUCUUCUACUUCUUCUACCCCUUGCGUCGCCUCACGUUAAAUCACAUAUUUCGCUUAGUACUCGACAGCUUUCGCUGCAUGCCUCAUCUUUCGUAGCCUCAGGCAUCGCCCUCUCCAAUGGGAAAGUGGAGAUAUGGUGUCAUCUUGGAUGCUGGGUCCUCCGGGACACGGGUCCAUAUUUAUCGAUGGCUGAACAGCGACAAAGCACGCUCCAAAGCGAGCGAAGAGGAGCUUCAAAGCUUACCCGAAAUCGAAACCGAUAAGAAGUGGACGAAGAAAAUACAUCCUGGCAUAUCUACAUUCGGCGAGACCCCCCAUAAUGUUGGUCCGGACCAUCUCGAUGAGCUGCUUAGCCAUGCGCUUAAAUACGUACCGCUGGAAGAGGUUCCGAAUACACCUCUGUUCCUACUUGCGACAGCGGGAAUGCGCAUACUUCCCCCAGGCCAGAGGAAGGCCGUUCUACAGGAAGUGUGCGAUUUCGCGAAGAAAACCACGAAGUUCCAGCUUCCAGAUUGCAAUCUACACGUUCAGGUCAUACCCGGUGAAACAGAGGGUCUAUAUGGGUGGAUAGCGGCCAAUUAUCUCCUGGGCGGUUUCGAUUCCCCCAAGGACCACGAUCACGGGAAGGGACAUCAUACAUAUGGAUUUCUUGAUAUGGGAGGAGCAUCAGCUCAGAUUGCGUUUGCUCCAAACGCCACAGAAGCGAAGAAACACGCAGAUGAUUUGACGUUGCUGCGCCUACGAACAGUGGGGGGAACCGCACUCGAAUACAGAGUCUUCGUGACUACAUGGUUAGGAUUCGGUGUCAAUCAGGCAAGACAACGAUAUGUCACGGCACUCCUGGAAUCUAGCACAACCACCAAGGAAUUCCCGGAUCCUUGUUUACCCUCUGGGUUGCGAGUUACAAAGGAUGGCAAACCUAUCGAUUCCGACGAAAAGCAAGAAGACGACCGAGAACUUGUUGGAACUGGCAAAUUCUCGGAAUGUUUGCACCAAACGUACCCCUUGUUAGAGAAAGAGAAGGAAUGCCUUGACGAGCCGUGCCUACUGAAUGGACAACAUGUACCAGCUAUCGAUUUCGAUGUAAACCAUUUCGUUGGUGUCUCGGAAUACUGGCACACAACACACGAAAUAUUCGAGAUGGGACACAAAGACAAAGCCUAUGAUUUCAAGACUUACCAAGAGCGAGUGGAGGAAUUCUGCAGCCGGAGCUGGAAGGACAUUGAGAAAGGCAUCUCCAAAAAGAAGUGGGGAAAGAAGGUCGACGAAACAACUGCCUUGGAAGUAUGUUUCAAGGCUUCAUGGCUUAUCAAUGUGCUUCACGACGGCAUUGGUGUUCCACGCGUAGGCCUCGAGGAGCUUCAAGGCGACCAAAACACAACCAAGGCUGUUAUUGAUGGAGCUAAAGAGAAAGGGUUCCUCAAUCCCUUCCAGGCUGUCAAUAAGAUCAAUGACGUUGAAGUGAGUUGGACGCUGGGUAAGAUGGUCCUGUAUGCCGCAAGCGAGGUCCCACCUCCCUCAGAAAACGAUUUGGCAGUGGGAUUUGGCAGCAACGAGGAUGGCAUUCCCGAAAAUUUCCAGUACCCCGGCGGCGCAUAUCUUCCAUACCCGGACACGGACGACGAUCAUCUUCUCGCAGACAACUCCCGAAGGAUUCCGGGGCUCAUAAUAUUUGUUCUCAUUAUUUUUGUGAUCAUAUUUACUGCAUGUGGACGAGAACGGAGACAGUCUGCAGGAAAGAAGUUGGGCCAGCUGUUCGGACGAGGUAGCGGUCGCCAUGGCUCUUCACGGCGACGGCGGGGUUUAGCAGGCAAGCUCUUUGGCUCCAGUGCACCAUCAUAUGAACGUGUCCUCGAAAGUGGAGAGGGUGCCGACGACUUUGAACUGGGAUCAGUGGACUCAAAUUCUGAUCACGAACAGUCAGAUUCGAGCGAUGGAAGUCGACUUGGGCGCACGUCUGGAUGGGCAACUCCGCAGAUCAAAGCUACCCAGGCCACACCAGGGACACCGGGCGUGGAUUCCGACAAUAUUGUAAGUCAGGGUGGAAACUUAGGGUUGGGUCCUCCCGCCUAUGCCAAUGCAAUAGACAGAGGGGGGCUGAUGAGUCGGACAGAAAGCAGAGAGAGAUUAGCGAGAAGCCGACCUAGCUCUCCUGGCCGAUUGAGGAGCGGAAGGACGAACCUGAGGGAGUGAUUUACAUUCAACAAUGUGAUCAGUCUCUCAACGUCGGCUUCAUGUUUAUGUUAUAGACGAAAUUCGCUUCAAUGGGUCAUGAGUGUCUACAGGCAGACGGCGUCUUACCUUGAUAUUGUGGGAUGGAGUAACCAUAUACGGAUUUUUAGGCCUGGGGCUUCGUCUAUUCUAGCGUUGAUAUUACCUUUAUACCUUUAUACCUAUAUCUUUAACUUCUCCAUAUCAUGAAUCUGGAC
Messenger RNA from Aaosphaeria arxii CBS 175.79, 2478 nucleotides. Its product is annotated as putative nucleoside diphosphatase. Gene Ontology annotation, biological process: nucleoside diphosphate catabolic process. The record is from RefSeq and is a predicted model, not a curated record. Lineage: Eukaryota; Fungi; Ascomycota; Dothideomycetes; Pleosporales. Gene Ontology annotation, cellular component: membrane. The transcript has 4 exons. Gene Ontology annotation, molecular function: nucleoside diphosphate phosphatase activity. Bases 167 to 2242 code for a protein of 691 amino acids.